Molecule: messenger RNA, 908 nt
Organism: Cynara cardunculus var. scolymus (artichoke)
Lineage: Eukaryota; Viridiplantae; Streptophyta; Magnoliopsida; Asterales; Asteraceae
Product: ADP-ribosylation factor-like
Exons: 7
Coding region: 99-644 (181 amino acids)
Biological process (GO): vesicle-mediated transport; intracellular protein transport
Cellular component (GO): cytoplasm
Molecular function (GO): GTP binding; GTPase activity
Source: RefSeq, a predicted model, not a curated record
ACUCCGUAUUUAUCUCACACUUUGGUGGUAGCGACCGACGGCUCCCGAUUUCGAACAAUCUUCGUCACCUUUUCCGGUUGCCGGCAGAUCAUACAAAGAUGGGACUGUCUUUUACCAAGCUAUUCAGUCGCUUGUUCGCUAAGAGGGAGAUGCGUAUUCUGAUGGUUGGUCUCGAUGCAGCUGGUAAAACCACGAUUUUGUACAAGCUCAAGUUGGGGGAAAUUGUCACCACCAUCCCUACUAUUGGAUUCAAUGUUGAAACUGUAGAGUACAAGAACAUCAGCUUCACUGUGUGGGAUGUCGGUGGUCAAGACAAGAUUCGACCUUUGUGGAGGCACUACUUCCAGAACACACAAGGUCUUAUCUUUGUGGUGGACAGCAAUGAUCGUGACCGUGUGGUUGAGGCCAGAGAUGAGCUACACAGAAUGCUUAAUGAGGACGAACUAAGAGAUGCAGUGUUGCUUGUUUUUGCUAACAAACAAGAUCUUCCAAAUGCUAUGAAUGCUGCUGAGAUCACUGACAAGCUCGGCCUGCAUUCUCUCCGACAACGACACUGGUAUAUCCAGAGCACGUGUGCCACCUCUGGAGAAGGUCUAUAUGAGGGACUGGAUUGGCUUUCCAACAACAUUGCUAACAAGGCUUAAAAGGGAGUGAUACAAAGGUGGGGUAUACAUGUUAGCAGCAGCAUCAACAGAGCAUUUUAUGGGGUUGUUUUUUGUUUUAUGUAUGUUGAGAGGGAAUAGGUGAUUGAUUUCUUCUCAUUUCUAUCAAGCAGCAGGCAGCUUAAUUUCCUAGAGAAUGAAUGAAUGAAUGGAAUAUACAGCAUGUAGAAUUUGAGUAUGUAUUUCUGUGACAAAAGCUUUUUAUUCAAGUAUAAUUGUAUUGAGACUUUGGUUUUUUGUGUGUCA